This is a messenger RNA of Teleopsis dalmanni, 2322 nucleotides long. Its product is annotated as probable aconitate hydratase, mitochondrial. The record is from RefSeq and is a predicted model, not a curated record. Lineage: Eukaryota; Metazoa; Arthropoda; Insecta; Diptera; Diopsidae. The transcript is spliced from 2 exons. Gene Ontology annotation, molecular function: 4 iron, 4 sulfur cluster binding; aconitate hydratase activity. Gene Ontology annotation, biological process: tricarboxylic acid cycle. The annotation marks the transcript as partial. Gene Ontology annotation, cellular component: mitochondrion; cytosol.
UUCUCAGCACAUCGAAAUUCAUCAAAAUCUGUAAAUUAAAUCGCCCGGUAGUUCGAAAUCACUUCAACUACAAUUAUCCUUUAAAAAGAUUAUCAGUUCAUAGAGUUUCAGAAUGUGGAGCAAAAUUUUCUUAAAUGUGGUGAAAUAACGAAGUAUGACAAGUUAAGAAUGCUACAACUUUUGAAAUCCGCGUUAUGCAAAAUUAUCUUUCAUCGUAAAUUUCACAUCAGUGCCAUGACGUUAGAGAAAGUACCGAUUUCAAAAUUUGAUAAGAAUAUUUAUCUGCCUUAUGAAAACCUUUCAAAAAAAUUGGAUAUAGUUUACAGUCAAUUGAAACGUCCUUUAACACUUUCUGAAAAAAUACUUUACUCUCAUUUGGAUAAACCAGAAGAUGGAAACCUUAAACGUGGUGUUUCCUAUCUUAAUCUCCGCCCUGAUCGUGUGGCUAUGCAAGAUGCGACAGCUCAAAUGGCUUUGCUGCAGUUCAUUUCAUCAGGGUUGAAAAAAGUUGCAGUACCAUCUACCGUGCACUGUGAUCACUUGAUUGAAGCACAAGUUGGAGCCAAAGAAGAUUUAAAACGCGCCAAUGAUUUGAAUGCAGAGGUAUAUAAAUUCUUAGCAAGUACUUGUGAAAAAUAUGGAUUGGGUUUCUGGAAGCCAGGUAGUGGCAUUAUACAUCAAAUUAUUUUAGAGAAUUAUGCCUUUCCAGGGCUGCUUAUGAUUGGCACUGAUUCACACACACCGAAUGGUGGUGGUCUGGGUGGCUUAUGUAUAGGUGUCGGUGGUGCUGAUGCAGUGGAUGUAAUGGCCAAUAUUCCUUGGGAACUUAAGUGCCCACUAGUGAUUGGCGUACUUUUAACUGGCAAAUUCAGCGGCUGGACAUCUCCAAAGGAUGUUAUAUUAAAAGUAGCUGACAUACUUACAGUGAAAGGUGGUACAGGUGCGAUUAUAGAAUAUCAUGGAAAAGGAAUUGAAUCUAUAUCUUGCACUGGGAUGGGUACCAUAUGUAAUAUGGGAGCAGAAAUUGGUGCCACCACAUCGUUGUUUCCCUUUAAUGAUCGUAUGAGUAAGUAUUUGAAAGCCACAGGCCGUGCUAAAAUUGCCGAAGAAGCAGAAAAAUACAAAAAUACAUUAUUUUCGGCUGAUAAAGAAGCUGAGUAUGAUCAAUUGAUUGAAAUCGAUUUGAGCAAACUGGAACCUCAUGUCAAUGGACCGUUCACACCAGACCUGGCGCACCCUAUAAGUAAGCUUGGUGAGAAUUCCAAAAAAAAUGGUUAUCCAAUGGAUAUUAAAGUUGGCCUAAUUGGAUCAUGUACCAAUUCAUCGUAUGAAGACAUGGGACGUUGUGCCAGCAUUGCUAAAGAUGCAAUGGCACAUGGCCUGAAAUCAAAAAUAAAAUUCAAUGUAACUCCUGGCUCAGAGCAGAUACGUGCCACAAUAGAACGAGAUGGUAUAUCUAAGGUACUAACUGAUUUUGGUGGGACGGUUUUGGCAAAUGCGUGUGGUCCUUGUAUUGGACAGUGGGAUCGCAAGGAUGUGAAAAAAGGUGAGAAAAACACUAUAGUUACCUCAUAUAAUCGCAAUUUUACUGGACGCAAUGAUGCCAAUCCUGCUACACAUGCAUUCGUGACAAGUCCAGAACUUGUAACAGCGUUAUCCAUCGCUGGCCGUCUAGAUUUCAAUCCCAUUAAAGACGAACUCACAGGUAAAGACGGCUCAAAAUUUAAGUUAAAAGCACCCCAUGGUGAAGAAUUGCCUGCAAAGGGGUUUGAUCCCGGCGUGGACACAUACAAAGAACCACCCGCUGAUGGGAGCGGUAUAAAUGUGGAUAUUGAUCCCAAAAGUCAACGUUUGCAAUUGCUUCAACCGUUUGAUAAAUGGGACGGUAAUGAUUUGAUUGAUAUGACCGUACUUAUCAAGGUCAAAGGCAAAUGUACUACUGAUCAUAUAUCAGCUGCUGGACCUUGGCUUAAGUUUCGUGGCCACUUAGACAAUAUAUCAAAUAAUCUCUUUAUUGGAGCUACUAAUAUAGAAAAUAAUGAAUUGAAUAAGAUCAAGAAUCAACGAACUGGCGAAUGGGGUGCUGUGCCGGAUGUAGCACGUGACUACAAGGCUAACAAAAUAAAAUGGGUGGCUAUCGGUGACGACAACUAUGGAGAAGGCUCCUCACGUGAACAUGCCGCACUUGAACCAAGACACUUAGGUGGUCGUGCUGUUAUUGUGAAAUCCUUCGCUCGCAUACAUGAAACGAAUUUAAAAAAACAGGGAAUGUUACCAUUAACUUUCCAAAAUGCUUCCGACUAUGAUAAGGUGCAACCGACA